CACCAAAAUGGUUGCCCACACGUGCGUAACAGCCGGGCACAGCAAUAAAGCAGCACAGACUCUACACUGAACCUUCUAGAAAAAGUUGAUAGCUUCACCGUGUCCAAGGGUUGUUUUUAUACCUUUCACAUGUGCCCCACUAAUUCGGGUCCUAGGAGAAACCCUGACACACAAACAAUUUCAAAACCUAAAACUGUUUCAUUGGCCCUAUGAUCAUGGAAUCCGUUUUGUAGUCUAGCGAUGCCCUCUGGUGGCUGAAUGAGCUAAACACAAGGUGCAGGUAAAGUAGAAGGAGGUUAACAGGAUGUGCCUAGAGAGGAAAUCUGGUAGUAAAGGAGAAACAGUCUACGUUAAACAUUUACAAAAUAAAAUACACAUUUCAUAAAGGAAGAUUAUGGCGCGGUUUAUUUUACGAUAACAAACGCUGGACGGCGCUACAACAGCAUGUUGGCACGGGAGCACCGCCUCCUUUCCGUGUGUCGUUUGCAGUGUGAAAGUUCACAGGGCAUGCAAAGGUCGUGUUGUGUUUUUAGCGAGCUAUGGCUGCCUUGAGUUGGUUUACGUGCAGACAGCUGCCGCGGAUUGCAAAUCAGUUCGCCUGGGUUGUGAAGCACGUCAGGCCUCAGUACCUCGGGGGACUGCCGGUGAGGAGAGUCCACGGGUCGUCGCGGAAAUGGGUGGCUGAGAAGGGGCCAUGGGGCAAGGCUCGGAUGCCAGAGUAUCAUCUUCUGACAGAACUCGAUAAGGCGGAUGCCUUGAUGCUGAAAAAGUCCCACGAAACUGGGUUCCUGUCUUGGUUCCGGAACGGACUCCUGGCCACCGGGAUCGGGGUCAUCGCUUUCGUCCAGAGUGAUGUGGGACGAGAGGCAGGAUAUGCCUUCUUCAUCCUGGGUGGUGUGUGUGUAUCGUUCGGCGGGGCGUCCUACGUGGGCAGCCUGUUUUCGCUGAGGAGGAUGAUGCUUCUCUCCCUGCCUGCCGUGCUGCUGAAUGUUGCUGUGGUGAGCAGCGUCGCCCUCUUCUGGCUGUGUGCGGUAUCUCUCUACAUCGGACGCCUGGAGGUGGAGAUUAUACAUGAGGAGGACGAGGACGAUGACGGAGAGGAGUGUCCAGACUGUCGGGACCGCGCCAACCACUCCCAUGGCAACCGGCACCACGGCAGCAACAAAGGCCAAGACAAGUAGAGAGUGUGAGUGGCAAAGGUGACGAGGUGUGUGUGUGAGUGAGUGAGAGAGGACUGAGAGGAAGUGUGUAUGACAUUCAAAGAGAGAGGGGGAAUAAAGGGGAUCAGUGAAAGGCAUGAUUGAUUUGGAUGGUGGUUGUUUGCUGACCUCUAUUAAUUUGUGUGGUUGGGUAUGUUAAAUUGCUGGGAUAAAGAGUUCAUUUUUAGUUCAUAAUAUCAAUGUUAGAAUGUUUUUUUUAAUUGUAGUUUUAUUUUGCACAGGCACUCUGUGAGAGUGCCUCGUUUGAGUUGAUUUACUCCUGAUCAUGUUUACUUUAUGAAUCAAAGUGCCCUGUACAAUUCCCAAGCCAUACUCUGAGCCAGCUCAUGCUGUGUUCACCUAAAUAUGGUUUUGAUUGAUGUAAAAAAAAAAAUUUAUAUCAGUUUAUUCUAUAUUUAUUACGAAGGAGUACUUGGAUUCUCUGUAGUCAUCCAUGCUGGUGAUGUAGAAUGAGGAGAUGUAGCCCAUGUUGCAGUGUUGAAUGGAUGAACUAGCCCUAUGUGAAUUUGCGAUAUAAUGUAUAAAUACUCUAAUCAGCAA
Messenger RNA from Oncorhynchus kisutch (coho salmon), 1760 nucleotides. RefSeq names its product transmembrane protein 160-like. The transcript is spliced from 4 exons. Bases 540 to 1181 code for a protein of 213 amino acids. NCBI's taxonomy places the organism in Eukaryota, Metazoa, Chordata, Actinopteri, Salmoniformes, Salmonidae. The record is from RefSeq and is a predicted model, not a curated record.